Molecule: messenger RNA, 974 nt
Organism: Schistocerca serialis cubense
Lineage: Eukaryota; Metazoa; Arthropoda; Insecta; Orthoptera; Acrididae
Product: protein bric-a-brac 1-like
Exons: 4
Coding region: 138-974 (278 amino acids)
Biological process (GO): regulation of transcription by RNA polymerase II
Cellular component (GO): nucleus
Molecular function (GO): protein binding
Source: RefSeq, a predicted model, not a curated record
CGUCCACGGCAGGGGCAGCCACAGCCAGCUCCAGCCGCGGCCUGCAUCAGCGCAGGUGGCCGUCGAAUCUUCUUCUCGUGGCCACCUGCUACUGCGGGAGACCUUUGCUGCUCAAACUACUACUGCUGUUGCCGCCGAUGCAGAUGGGUGGUAAGCGGUUGUUGGUGCAGUGGGAGCGGUACGAGUCGGGUGUCCUGGCGCAUCUACGGCGUUUGCUGGCAGCCGAGGCAUUCGUCGACGUCACGCUUUGCUGCCAGGGCCACCGACUGCGCGCACACCGCGUGCUCCUCUCCGCCUGCAGCCCCUACCUACAGCGCAUGCUGCUAGAGCAACCGUGCGGCGUGGGCGAAUCAGUGACUGUGAUCCUGCACGGCAUCAGUCAUGAGGACAUGCGCCGCCUGCUGGACCUCAUAUACACCGGAAGCACCGAGGUGCCGAGCAAUGACUUGUCACGCUUCCUGUGCACCGCUAAGGAGCUCGAUGUCAGCCUGCUGCGGUCAGCGGCACUGCGGAUUUGUGAAGUCGCCGCCUCACCAGCCGCAGAACCCGACAACAGACCCACUGCCAGCACUCUUCCCUCUGUCCCCCCAUCGCUGCCGAAAACGACGUCAGACUCUGCAGUGUCGCCUGCAAAGGAGCGUUCCUUGCCACGCAGCCAGUUGCAGCUGAUGGCCCCUCAACUCUGUGACACUGACUCUACGGACCACUGGCAGCAGGCGCCACCUACCGGUCCUCCUGUACCACCGCCGGCGUGUCGGAGCCCUUUGACGCACUCGUCCUUGCCACCCACAACUACCCACAGCUCCACCCAGGCUGCUGCACAGCCCGCGAUGCAGAUGCAGUGCCACUUCUACACCCCGCCACCUACUGUUACCUUCGUGAGCAAGUCGCCCUGGACCGCGAGUAUGAGCCGGCACAUCCAACCCUGGAUACCACAAAAUGGUGACACAGAACAGGUGUGGUCCUUCACCUGA